AUGGGCAUGGGAGCAUGGAUGGAUCAGAUAGAGAAAGACAAGACCGAUAGAGAGCCCCGCUUCGACCCAACAUUUCUUCCCUCCCCGUGGGGCCCGCCUUCACCGCAGGACAUAUCCACUGCCACAGACGAGGAAACGAAGAAGAAAAACAAGGCGAACGAAUCUGCGAUAAUUAGCAUGGGGCAAAGAAGGAAGAAAAAUACUGCAAAAGGCUGUUUGGGCAUGCAUGUUGCGCAGUUCUGCUACGCAAUACGGUGCGACGCGCAUACCAAGGUUCCGUGCUUGCAGAGACUCGAGAAACUAUCUGCGAGCCGGCCACCGCCGGUUCGAUCCAUCCGCCCAUCAGAUUUCCCGCCCCCUACCCGCCUCAGCGGGAACGACUACCAAAGAAAGAAGAUGCAAACCGGGGGCAGAAACAGGUCAUUCACCACUCCCAACCGAUACACUCCAUCUGCCCCUCCACUUGCAGGUACUGCACUCCGUGACUGGCCUUACUUGACCUUGCCUCUUCUCUUAAACCUUGCCCCCCCUCCCCCUUCGCUUUCUUUGUCUCACCUUGGAUUUUGCAACUCGCUCAAAGAAGCUUCAAACCCACUGAUUAUCCUAGGACUCGACCUGGAUCAGCCAAACAAUUUUUGUUUUUUUUUGCCAAUUCAUCUUCGUCGUCUUCCUCUGCGUAGCAUCCUACCUAUCUUAGACUCAGAAAUUCCAACCACUCUCACUUGCGUACAACCGUUGCCGCAAGCACAUCUGAACAUCUCGACGUUCUUGGUCCGUAACAUUCCUUCACUGGCGACAACGCCCUACGCCCUCGCCAUCACAAGCUUGGGACUUACCAGAAUAGCAGACCGAGAACAGACCGCCACGCCAUCUCACCGAAUUCCCCGACAACCAUAG
This is a messenger RNA of Colletotrichum lupini, 897 nucleotides long. RefSeq lists its product as uncharacterized. The transcript is spliced from 7 exons. Lineage: Eukaryota; Fungi; Ascomycota; Sordariomycetes; Glomerellales; Glomerellaceae. The record is from RefSeq and is a predicted model, not a curated record. The coding region runs from base 1 to 897 and encodes 298 amino acids.